AUGCUUGUUCUAAAAAAAUUGUUCGUUAUCUCCCCUCUGUUGUUUUAUAUACUAACUCCUCAAAAUGAUAUUCAACAAAUUGUUAUUCAAAACCAAAAAAACAUAUUCAAUGAAACAAACAUAAUACCUUUUCGAUCAUUGGCUCAAUCCUCCAUAUCACAUCCACCAAAAAGUCAUAAAAAGAAAAAAAUAAAAGAAAACACUCAGAAUUCUUCUAGUAUCAAUACUGAAAAUACUGAAAUAACACAAAAAGAGGAUUCCCAAUCAACAACACCAAAAAAAGGAAAAGAAAAAUCUUCAAAGACUAAUCCAAUAAAACCAACAAGGAGUAAUGAACAAAGACAUAACACAGGUCCAUCAAAUAAUGUAGAUAAUAAAACAGAUAUCUUUUAUAUGUUAAAUCGUUCCAGGAUAGAACAUGCAAAUAAGUUAAUAGAUACUUUGGAUCUUAAAAAUAGUGUCAAAGAUGAUUUUAAAGAAUUUAUAUAUCUAUAUAUUACAAACACAUAUCCAAGAAGACAAUAUAUUUUAUACAGAUCUAUAAAAAAACAUAUUAAAAAAUACCAUAACCAUCCUGAACUUAGUUUCCUUAUAGAUUUUCAAAAUGUGGAAGAAGAACUUUAUUAUAAAUGUUAUCCUGAGAGACAAAAAUAUCUACAAUAA
Molecule: messenger RNA, 663 nt
Organism: Plasmodium adleri (nom. inval.)
Lineage: Eukaryota; Apicomplexa; Aconoidasida; Haemosporida; Plasmodiidae
Product: Plasmodium exported protein (hyp12), unknown function
Exons: 2
Coding region: 1-663 (220 amino acids)
Source: RefSeq, a predicted model, not a curated record